AUCUCCCCCCAUAGAAAUGAUUAGACUACUAAUAUUAUUAGAUACAUUAUUAAACUUUAGCGAUCAGAGACCUGAUCUCUAAAUAAAGGCUACAUAAAAUGCAAGAAAAUGGGAUAAUAUCAUUUUCUCCUCACACGAGGCACCAAAUAUAAGUAUUAUUAACUACACCGUUUGUUUUGGUCAGAAACCUUACCAAUUCCUUCAUUUGAAACAUAUAUUAUAUAUAUAUAUAAUAUCUCCUUCUCAAGAGAAUCAUACCGGAUUGCUGAACUACAUAACAUUUGUUUUGGUUGUUAUCAUCAUCAUCUUGAUUGCAACUAACAUAUUCACAAGCGGAAUUACAACCCAGAUUACAAGAGGCCGGAUAGACAGAGCUGAGCGUCCUGUUGGGCUGACACUACCAUGUUUAUCUUCUAUGAUCAAAUGUAAUGCAGCGAAACUCAGAAUACCUUGAAGGUAUAGGUGGACUAAAAGCCAAGGCUCCUGCUAACUGCAUGAGUUCUUCAGUUCAGUGAUCUACUUGGUGGAGUCAGAGGAGCACCACCUAUUGGUUAACAACCACCAAUUCUAGCCAAUAGUUAUCUACCCCAGGGGGUGGAUAGAAUGCCCAAAAUAAUGAUUAGACGCAACCUUAAUUGGUGUCAUCACUGUGAAAACAUAUUUUUUAUGUUUACUGUAACCCAGAACAUUUGUUUAAAUGUUAUAAUUGACAAUAUACACUAUGUUUAACAAACUUAAAAUGGUAAAUUGUGGGAACUUCUAUGAUGAUAAACUACAGCCUACAGACUAAUAUCUUAUCAUUCUCUCUCUCAAACCAAAUGUAAGAGUGGAAAAUCAGUGGUUGGUGGUAAGAAAAAUUUUAUCUUUUGUCAUUUUAUGCAGCUAUAGCUCUCACAUUAUGUCCCGCCCCUAAUCACAAAUUACUUUCAUCUAAAGACGUAGUUCUUCCUUCAUGGACUGGCAGUGUGUAUCUAAACACAGAAUGGUACACAUAUAUUUAUCAGCUCUUGUCAUCUACAGCUUGUGUCUGACCCCUGUUGUGUCUGCCUCUCCUCCGCCUUCAGUGGUAGCCCAACCUGGAGAUAAUGUCACUUUUCACUGCACGGAUGUCACUGGUGCUCCAGGACAUGUUGGCUGGUUCAAGCAAGACAAUGGCUCAGAGCCCCUAUGCAUCGCAUCUAUGUACAGCUCUGAGCCAACUGUCCAACAUCAUAAUGGUUUUCAGCCCAGCCAUAUGGAAAUGUUCAUCAGCCAUAGAAACAUUUUCCUCCAAAUCACAGAGGUGGAUGAAGCUGAUUCUGGUGUUUACUUCUGUGGGAUGUUUGAUAAAUACAUAAUCUUCACCAAUGCGACUGUCCUGAAGGUCCAAGGUCGCAACAUUUCAGAAAAGGACCUUACAGAGAACUGUGAAGAAGGAAUGUACCUCAUUCCAUUGGUUGUGAUCCUGGGUGUUGUAACUGCGGCACUACCUAUAGUCUUCCUCAUCCUGGUCCUCAAGAUCAGACGAGACACAAAAAGACACAACACAGGAACUGAUUCUCAACAACAACCACAAAGUGAUCAGAUACAAGAUCCAGAUACAUUGAAUUAUGCCGCCCUGAAUUUCACCUCCAAGAAGAGGAAGAUGGAGAGGAGAAGAGAGAAGGAGCUGGACCCCCAUGUAGUGUAUGCUGCUACAAGAUGAUAAAGUGGAGGAGGAUGGAAGAGGAGGACAAUUGGUUGGCCAUAUCUUUUUGGUUGGCCAUAAGUUCAAAUCUUGCUAUAUUGUAUCUGUAUAGUUAAAUUAAAUGUAUUGAAAUCUAAAUCAAUCUCUGCAGUGUAUGAUUAAGCUAUAAGGCCUGAGGGGGUGUGUGAUAUGGCCAAUAUACCCCAGCUCAGGGCUGUUCUUGAGCACGAUGCAACGCGGAGUGCCUGGAUACAGCCCUUAGCCGUGGUAAAUUGGCCAUAUACCACAAUCCCCAGAGGUGUCUUUUUGCUGUUAUAAACUGGUUAACAAUGUAAUUAGAGCAGUAAAAAUGAAUGUUUUGUCAUACCCGUGGUAUACUGUCUGAUAUGCCACGGCUGUCAGCCAAUCAGCAUUCAGGGCUCGAACCACCCAGUUUCUAAUUGUGAAUUGUAUCUCAGGGUGACUGUAGCCCUCUCCAACUCAGUUAGGUCAGUGGUAUAGAGUGUGGUUAGAGAGGAGGAGUUAGAAGUAAAAACACAACUGUUUAAGAGCCACAGAGUAGUUGCCUUUUUUGGCCUCUCUUAACUUAGAUCUCUGUUGUGUGUGUUGGUGAUUUUUUAUAUUUUUUAUAGGGUGACCCUGAGGGACAAAGUACCCAGCAGUAGACAACUGUAUUAUACUGAUCACUUCUAAAGAUAAAUAAAGAGUUAAACCAAAAUAGCCUUUGUCAUGAUGUUAUUCGUCAAUUAGCAUUUCCUCUCUUGGCUUUGCACUGAUCACAGCCCCCUAUUUCGAGAAGCACCUUUUAAGGAGAAUAUGAUUGGGGUCUGAGUUAGAGGAGGGGCAAGGGAGGAACACAUCACUUCCUGUAGUGAGAAGAAGAAGUAGCUCAGUGUAGAGUGAAACCUGCUGAGGUGAACAUCACUGGGCCUCUCAUAGACUGAGCGAUGAGAUGGCUAUUAUGUCUCUUUCUCUCUCUCUCUCUCUCUGAGUAUGUUUUGCCAGAUUUACUGUCCACCUGCCAACCGAGUGUUGUUGGUGAAGCAUCUAAUCUUUGAAUCUCUUUUUUAAAAAUGGGCAAAAUAUUUAGGUGUGUGUCACAGGUGUGACUGAUUGCCUCACUAAAUAUCCCUUUUAACCCCUGUUUCUGUUUGUUUGAGGUACGGCCGCCCACAGGAAUUGAGGCAGUCCAGGGGCAUGGUGGAUCCCUUUGUUGGCUGAGAGCGCAUGCGUUUGUUGAGAUCAUACAGAGGACUUUCAGUUGAAGCAAUGCUACUAAAGAGAGAAUAUGUUUUCAGGGCUUCACCACUUCCUGUGUCACUUUCUGUUUGUUUUGUUUUUUCAAUUUUGUGUUUUGUUUGUGAUUUAGAAAUUUAGAAAACAACGAUGAAAGGGAACGUGUGACCA
Molecule: messenger RNA, 3073 nt
Organism: Oncorhynchus tshawytscha (Chinook salmon)
Lineage: Eukaryota; Metazoa; Chordata; Actinopteri; Salmoniformes; Salmonidae
Exons: 6
Coding region: 953-1684 (243 amino acids)
Biological process (GO): response to bacterium
Source: RefSeq, a predicted model, not a curated record